This is a messenger RNA of Rana temporaria (common frog), 2307 nucleotides long. RefSeq lists its product as uncharacterized. Bases 77 to 2239 code for a protein of 720 amino acids. The record is from RefSeq and is a predicted model, not a curated record. Lineage: Eukaryota; Metazoa; Chordata; Amphibia; Anura; Ranidae. The transcript has 8 exons.
UACAAAUCAUGUGACUGAGUAUUCAGAGUGUUGGCACGUCGGGCGUAAAGUGCAUUUGGUUUCACAAGGACUCGGGAUGGCGGAGAGGACUAUUCUGGGAAUGUUGAUUCUUCUCUCUCUACACCAGACAUAUGCAGCUUUGGACGUCUUUGCUCCUUCCCCACAAAAGUCCCUUGUCACCGAUCACACCUUCCUCAACUGCACCUUCUCGGUGGAUAACAAGCGACUGGAUCUUAAUUUCCUGGCCAUAUUGUGGAGUUUCCAGGGAAAAGUCAUCCUGAGAUAUGAUAACAAAGGCUUCUCCACCCAAGAUCCCAGGAUGUCCCUCAAUGUGGAAUCUCUGCGGGAUGGAUUUGCCUCACUACACAUAUCCAAUGUAUCCAUCUCCGAUGGGGGCAUCUAUAAGUGUUCCGUUAUCUACAGCCCUGAAAGCAAGGAGAAGGAGAUUUCAUUUGAAGUUUUUGCCAAACCUCUACUAUCCAUACUUAACACGAAGGUCCACAGAAAUACAGAGAAAACCCUGACCUGUACAGCCACUGGAUUCUUCCCUCCAGAUAUCGGGAUAACGUGGUACAGAAACAAAGAGGUCCUGAGAAAUCCAUUAAUGGGAAAACCACAAAUGUAUGAAAAUGGGACAUACUAUGUUGACAGCAAUGUGACAAUCACACCAACCGAUGACGACCAGAACAAGACCUUCUCCUGUAGAGUCCAACAUGACUCUCUACAAGAACCUCUGCAGAAGGACUACCUGCUCAUCUUUGAAGAUAUAGAGGUGGACCAAUCCUUAUCCAGUGUGGUCAUUGCGAUCUGUAUUGUUCUGCCUUUGGCAAUAAUCAUAUUUGGGAUUGUAAUUUUUUCCCUGAAGCAAAAAAACAGAAAAAAAGAUAUAGAAGUUUUUGCAGUAAUGGACAUUGAAGGUCCUUCCAAGCUGAUUGCUGGAGAAGAAACAUCUCUAUACUGUAGAGCCACCAAUUGCCCAGAGAACACGAGUGUGACUUGGCUGGAGAAGAGAGGAGGAGAAGUCUGUGAGAUCCCAGAGUCCCAUGGAGGAGAUAAGGAGGAAGAGGAGAGACUGAUGGACACAGAGUAUGGGGUCAUAUCAUGCAGAGAGGGACCUAACCUCACAUCUUCACUGACGUUUAGACCCAACGUGACCAAUCACAAAGAUGUGACCUUCAUCUGUAGAUAUAGUCGUGGGAAAGAGAAGAAAGAGAAAACAUUUCACUGCGGAGAUAUUUAUGCUAAGCCUCAGCUUGUACAGUCGAUAUCAAGAAGUUUAAUUGUCUCAGGAGUGCUGAAAUAUUUGGUCACUCUGGAGAAUUUUUACCCCAAAAAUAUCACAAUCAGAUGGACACGGGGAAUAGGGGAGCCACAAGAAGCCUUACCAUCCAGGGAGACAUUCACAGAUAAUCCUGAUGGGACAUCUAAUGUGUACAGUGAGGUGAAAAUUCCCGAGGAGCACCUGAAGGAUCCAGAAUUCAGAGUACGGGUGAGCUGGGAACAUGAAUCUCUGGACACACCGGGAUAUAAGGAUCUUUCUAUCAGAGACUCAGAAUACACAUGGAACCCAGUAGUGGAAGAGAUACAGACACCCAACAUAUUCCAUGACACCCCGGUCACUCUACAGUGUCAUAUCUCUGAGUACUUUCCUGAUGCCAUCACUGUGAUCUGGCUGAGAAGAAGCCGGGAUGAGGAGUUAUGUGAGGAGACGGAUAAUAUGGUUAGCAGUACAAUAACCCCCAGGAGAGAGGCUGACAACACAUACAGCUGUACAGCCAGUCUGACCAUCAUCCCCACACUGAGUGUCCACCAGGGGGCAGAAUACAUCUGUAGGGUGGAUCACCCCUCUCUGGAGAAUCCCAUUGAGAAAAGAACGGAAAAACUUGUUGUAAAAGGUAAACCCCAGAUGGUGGAGCCGAUAAUGAUCACUAUGGGGGAUUCCUCUCGUGUUCUCUUCACCCUCCAUCUACAGAAGUUUUACCCAGAAAAGAUUGAAAUAGAAUGGACAUAUAAAUAUAAAGAUAAAAAGUAUGAAAUGCCAUGGAACAACAACUUUCAAAAACACAAAGAUCUCACACAUGAUGUCACCAGUGUUGGCAGCAUUAUUAUGUAUAUGUUUGAUGAUCUGCAGAUCAAAUUCUCAGUAACAUGGAAACACGAAUCUAUGGAUGAACCGGAGACCAGAACACUGACUGUGAGAGGUAAGGAAGAGAAUAUAUCAAAUAGCAUAAAUAUUUAAUUCAGGAUAGAGCUAUUGUCUUUCUAAACAAUAAAACAAAUUGUGUGAAAUGUUUAUUUUAAAGGAUA